AUGCGAAGAUUAGUGCAUAGGUAUGCAUACGAAUUAUAAGCGUUUACAUAGGUUGGUAUAGAAAUAUGUGGAAGUUGGUAUCGUUGCAACGGUAACAUAGCGGUAAUGCAAUGCAACUUUGCCAAACUCUUCCGUUGCAAUGCAAUACCGUUGAUUCCUGACAUAAUCCUUCGUUUUGUUUGGUUAUGUAAAUCGUAUUGGAUAUUUUUGGUUUUUUAACAUGAACAUCGACGACAAUUUGGCGUCUCUUUUGCAAGAUUAUCCAGCAAUAUGGGAUAAGAGAAACGCAGGCUUCAAGGAUAAUUCGAAGAAGGAAUACGCCUUCAAGGAACUAGCUUCCAUCUUAAACACAACAGUUGAUGUUGUUGCUGCUCGAUACAAAGCUUUAAGAGAGAAAUACAGAAAAGAAAAACUAAAGUUGGAUGUCUCCACAAGAAAUGGAAGUGGUCACAUGCAUUAUCGACAGUGGCACCUGAUGCCUUCAUUAAAGUUUUUGGAUGAUGUUCAAACUAAGAGAAAAACAGUUGCAUCGAUUACAAAGAGCAUUAUGGAAAAAUCUAGCACUGCAAUGGCAAUGCCAACUGUUAAGCAGGAACACGACGACGAUGAUGAAUAUGCAGACUCUGAUAUGCUGGAUAUGCCUGAAUCACCUACCCAACUGUCACCUAUGAUGGUGCCAACGGCGUACGAAUCGCGGACGUCCUCCAGCGAAAAUUUGCAUUUGCCAGAUGCAAUCAUGGAAAAUAAAGGUGCAAAAGAUGGGCAAGAUGAUAUAACUGCAAUCAUGGCAAGACUUGCUGCUGCAGCGGAAACAACUGCAGCCAAAGUGCGGCACGUUAAACCGGCAAUUGACAAUGAAGUUAAUACCUUUACGAAAUACGUGGAGCAGUGUCUCCAUAACAUCUCCGAAGAAUACGUGGACGAUGCGAUUCGAGAUAUAUACAAUGUGUUGUACAAGUAUAAAAAGUUACAUAAGAAAUGAAAAUAUC
This is a messenger RNA of Nicrophorus vespilloides, 989 nucleotides long. RefSeq lists its product as uncharacterized. The coding region runs from base 221 to 982 and encodes 253 amino acids. Gene Ontology annotation, biological process: regulation of transcription by RNA polymerase II. The record is from RefSeq and is a predicted model, not a curated record. Gene Ontology annotation, cellular component: transcription regulator complex; nucleus. The transcript has 4 exons. NCBI's taxonomy places the organism in Eukaryota, Metazoa, Arthropoda, Insecta, Coleoptera, Silphidae.